Molecule: messenger RNA, 1380 nt
Organism: Didymodactylos carnosus
Lineage: Eukaryota; Metazoa; Rotifera; Eurotatoria; Philodinida; Philodinidae
Source: the annotation of a GenBank genome assembly
AUGCAAAAAUAUCAGUAUUUAAGAGCAGCUUGUCCACAAGAAUUAAAACAACUUCAUGUUGAUGAAUUAAACGAUAUUUCAUUUAUCGAAGCAUGUAAACUUUAUGUACGUGGGGCAGCGAGCGGAAGCACAUGUGAUUGUAAAUCAAAAUGUGCCACAAAGCACUGUCCAUUGGUUAUUAUCAGAUUUACAUACAAAUAUAGUAUUAAAAUAAAAACAACAACAGUGAAAGAACAUGAGACUUUAAGGAUAACAUCUUCGGUAAAUCUAGCUGAUGAAAUUUAUUUAAAAAUUGCAAACAUUAUUCCAUGUAAAAAUAUUUCGUAUGCACGUAGUGCGGAAAAUAAUUCGGCAAAAAUAGAUAUUUUAAAUACAUGUUCGUCUGACUUUUUUUCUGUUCAAUCAACAUUAUCCGCUCAAGAGUGGCUUUACAAUCAUCAAAAUCCAGCUGACUGCUCAACAGCACGCAUCGCUGUUAUAAAUAAUUAUGCAUGGUCUGGAAUGGGCUCAUCUAUACAUCAAAUUGUGUGGACUAUUGCUAAAGUGUUAGAGGAUAACAGAAUAUUUGUCUACGCCACACCAGGAAAUUGGAUGUGGGCUGAUUGUGAUGAGAAAAAUCCUAACUGUUUUUUUAUUCCAGUUUCAAAUUGUAAAUCAUCAGGCGAGAUUGAUCAGGGUCAUUCAGCUAAAAUUAACCAUCAAAAACUGCAUCUUUGCACUGCAUAUUCGUCAUUUCAUACCGCUUAUGGAGCGUCUGUAAUCAGUGGAAACUAUGGACAUUAUGGAUCAACUGUACCGCCUGAACCAUUUUCUAAUCAAAGUUUCAACUGGUGGCGUGCACAAUUAGCCUUUUACGUGACACGUUUCAAUAAGCGAGUGAUGGAACAUGUUAAACGAGUUUCUCACGAGAUAUUUCCUCAAGGUAUAGAGCAUUCUAGACCAUUGAUCGCGCUCUUCAUUCGCCGUUCAGAUAAAGUAGCAACUGGAGAGAUGAAGAAAAGUUAUACUUUAGAGAGCUACUUUGAUCUAUUCGAUAGUGAUGCCAGACGAGCUUCCGUUCGAAAUUUAUAUCUAAAUUCAGAAGAUGAUGAUGUUUUUAACGAAUUUCAUAAAAAUCAGCAUCUUGUCCGUUAUUAUCGUUUAUUUUAUCUGAAUCAAACUCGUGGUUACACUUUUUCUAGUUGGUUAGAAGAAUCACCCGAACGACAGUCACAAAUAUCUCUUGCUUUUCUCACUGAUCUUUAUAUUGAAAGUAACGCCGAUAUGCAUGCAGGAACAUUAUCAUCAAACUGGUGUCGACUAAUUGAUGAAAUCAGACUAAGUGCGGGCAAGACAAUACCAUUUUAUACUCCUGAACAAGAAUAUUACCAGGGUUUUUAA